Messenger RNA from Microsporum canis CBS 113480, 2598 nucleotides. RefSeq names its product fungal specific transcription factor domain-containing protein. Gene Ontology annotation, molecular function: DNA-binding transcription factor activity, RNA polymerase II-specific; DNA binding; zinc ion binding. Gene Ontology annotation, biological process: DNA-templated transcription; regulation of DNA-templated transcription. The coding region runs from base 1 to 2598 and encodes 865 amino acids. The record is from RefSeq and is a predicted model, not a curated record. NCBI's taxonomy places the organism in Eukaryota, Fungi, Ascomycota, Eurotiomycetes, Onygenales, Arthrodermataceae. The transcript has 9 exons.
AUGGACAUACCAGGAGGAGAUAUGGAUGCCGCUUCGUUGGAUAACCGUGGCCUAAAUGCCAAUCACCCACCCCAUGUAUUCGGGGCUUCCAAUCCAGAUGGCUCGCCUGUCACCCCGUCCCUCCCCGGCACGGUAUUCGUUGAAGAUAACAACGAUGCGAAGAGAAGAAGGAUUGCUAGAGCAUGCGAUAUGUGUAGGAAGAAGAAGAUAAAGUGUGAUGGGAAAAUGCCGAAAUGUUCGCAUUGCAUAAAUUACAAGUCCGAGUGCAUCUUCACUCAGGUGGAAAAGAAGCGGAAUCCUCCAAAAGGUGCCAAAUACAUCGAGGGGCUUGAAAAUCGAUUGGGACGAGUGCUUGAGAAAAGACUGGCGGACCGAGCGGCGUCGCCGAGCUCACAACAGCACCAACAACCACAACCACAACCACAACCUCCAAGGGUGUCCACCGUACCUAAAUCAUACAACAGUUUCAUGGGCUCAGCAACAUCGCCUUCGAAUUCUACGCCUCGUGGUGAAUUCCUAGCUAGCCCAAGAACUUCGUCAGUUGCGGGGACCCCUGAUUCCCAAAAAGAAUCAGAGGCGGAAGUUGACUCCCUUUCGGAUAUGAUGUGUUCUUUAGUCACGAAUAACUGCGGGGAAACACGAUAUAUAGGUUCGUCCUCGGGGUUCUCCAUAUUCUCUCCGAAGGGUAUCCAAUGGGUAAAUGAGAAAACGGGAGACACUUCUUUCCAGCAUAUGAUUUCAUCUGCAUGCGUAGAUGAUAACAAAUGGAUAUACUGGAAACCAGAAAUUUUUAGCGACAUAUUUGCCCGCCGGGUUUUUAAACCUCUACCACCCAAAGAGGAGGCUUUAUCACUCUUCAGGGAUUAUUUUGAAAAUUUCAAUUUUGAAAAGCAAUACUCGAGAGAUCCGUACGAAGGCUCUGGGUGGUGGGCUAGCAUCAAUGUUGCGCUGGCAAUCGCUCACAGACUACGGGUAAUGAGCAAUCUUGCACCGCAGGAAGAAGAUAAGAAGGCAUGGCUUUAUCUUAAGAAUGCCAUGGGUGUGCUCACAGAGCUUACAAUGCGGAAUACUGACCUUCUAAGUGUGCAAGCUCUGCUUGGGAUGGCAUUAUUUCUCCAAGGGACACCAAAUCCUCAGCCUUCAUUCUUCCUCGUUGCAGCCGGAAUCCGCUUGUCUCACAGUAUAGGUCUACAUAAGCGUUGCUCGGGCUUCGGCCUGAACCCUGUAGAGCUUGAGCAACGGAAGCGUGUCUUUUGGAUUGCUUACAUUCUAGAUAAAGACAUCUGCCUUCGAUCAGGUCGACCCCCUGUGCAAGAUGAUGACGACAUGAACGUAGAACUGCCCAGCGAGGAUCCUCCCGAUAACAUCGGCAACGUUCCACUUUCCGAUGGCAAAGGGAAAAUAAAUUUAUUCCGUCUCAUGUGCAUAUUCGCAGCUAUUGAAAGCAAGGUAUAUAGGCAACUAUAUUCCACCAAAUCAUCACGGCAGUCUGAUGGUGAACUUCUAAAUACCAUUGGUGAACUGGAUCAUGAACUUGAGGAGUGGAAGAAUAGCAUUCCUAUAGACUUCAGACCAGAACAUGAGAUUAAAACCACUCAUCGGCCGCUGAUCCUUCCUAUUGUCGUUCUUCAUUUCGCAUACUACAAUUGUCUAACGACAAUACACCGAAUGUCUGUCCAUCAUGGAUAUUGGACAAGCCGUCUUUCGAAUUAUGCCAUACAAGGUCUAAACGCUAGGCCACUCAACCCUAGGGUAUUUUCGUCGGCUAUCCUCUGUGUCUCAGCCGCUCGCGCCUCAAUAAACCUUAUCAAGUACAUCCCGCAGGGCGACUUUGCCUGUGUAUGGUUAAUUAUUUAUUUCCCUAUUUCAUCCUUGGUAACUUUGUUUGCCAACAUCUUACAAAACCCACUUGACGCAAGAGCUCGAUCGGACGUCAAGCUUAUGAACCUUGUGGUCAAUUUCCUCUCAAUGCUUGCCACUGAUGAGUCCAAUGGUAGCGUCAAGCGCAUGCUUAGCGUCUGUACCGAAUUUGAAAGAAUCGCCAAAGUUGCGCUAGACAGAGCUGAGAAAGAAUCUCAGUCGAGGCGUAAGAGAAAGACCAGUGACGAUCAGCAGGACUUCAAUACCACUCCAAAUGGCAACGAUAAGGAUACCCCUCGUCUUCGGCCACAAACGGCUGAAAACCCUCCGUUAUCAAAUGCACAGCAGCACUCAUUCCCCUCACAACUACCUGCCCAUCUUAACAAUAAUAAUACUAAUAUAUCGAGUACAUCAUCGAGCACAUUCCCAUCACCUCAAACAUCAUCACAGAACGCAUUUGAUGCGGUGGCCAACGAAGAUAUCGCUGCUGCACAGUUGAAGAAUACUGAAAGAUUCAACCAGGAGCUAAAUGAUAUCAUUGGCGGCCCUGGACUAAAUGUCAGCCCAGGAAUAUACAACGUCGAUCAACAGCUUUCUCAUGAGCCCAUGCCACUGGAUGUCUCAUCAUUCCAACAACCUUUUGUACCUCAAGACCUGUGGCAGAUGCCCAUGACACUUGAAUGGGACUGGGCAGAGAUGUCGAACAAUUUUCCAUUUUCUAACGGAGCUGCGGAAUAA